Bubalus bubalis (water buffalo) is the source of this 11377-nucleotide messenger RNA. RefSeq names its product chondroitin sulfate proteoglycan 4. Lineage: Eukaryota; Metazoa; Chordata; Mammalia; Artiodactyla; Bovidae. The coding region runs from base 273 to 7658 and encodes 2461 amino acids. The transcript is spliced from 10 exons. The record is from RefSeq and is a predicted model, not a curated record.
AGACAUUGUCUGGACCCUGUUCGCUGGAGGUGCUUUACAUUUCCUUGGCGGCUUUCAGAAGUCAAAGAUGACUAGUAAAAGCACAGUGACUUUUGACAUCAUUGAGCUGGACACUGGGGCCUUCCACUGGGGCCUUCCACUGGGGCCUUCCCGCCUUCUUUAGCUCCUUGAAAUUUAAUUCAGUUUAUAACAAAAGACAUUCUUCGAGACUUGAGAACGCAUUCUCAAUCAAAGGCCUUGCCAGUCUUUGUGGUCUUCGGAUUAAGUUCGGAAUGGUUCUUUACUUCACUUUAGGCGAUUUCGCAACGAGCUCUGGAGUGAUGUACAGCGCCCGGCCCUGUACUGGGGCACGCCUGGCUCUCACCCCUGUGCGGGACCUGCUUCAAAGUUCCUCUGACACUGAGCAGUCAAUUCUGCUGUUUGGGGCACUUGAGAGCUCCUCUCUCUUCAUCUUCCUCCUUCCAGAUUCUUUUUUCUGCCCACUUCCCAGCCUCUUCCUGCCUGGCGGGCAGGGAGCAACCGGAGGGUACAGGAGUCCAGCAUCUUUUUAUGGUGAAAGCUACGUGGGGCUCAAUAUCAUAGAAGUUUCCUCUGAGUUAUCUCUUCAAUUAAAAUUUCAAACCAGCAAACCACAGGGAUUACUUUUUCUUGCAGCUGGGGAAAAUGACUACUGUAUAAUAGAAAUUCUAUCAGGAAACUUACGGGUGAGAGUGAAUUUGGGGACAGGUGAACUAGUUCUUCUUUCUGAGCAAAGACUUCGUGUGGAUGACUUGGCUUGGCAUUUAGUGGAACUGUACUGUGUUAAGGAUCAUGUCUCUCUGGUUAUUGACAAACAUUAUGAGAUGACUGGCCGGAUCACUGGUGGGAUGCACAAUUUGCACUUUCAGCAUGGAAUCUACAUAGCGGGCCACGGUGGACUUGAAGUCUCAUAUCUCGAUGGACAGCUCCCCAAUUUCCGUGGCUGUAUGGAGGAUGUGGUGUUUAACCAGAGGGAGAUCCUUUCCUCUCUUAGAUCUUACCCUGGUUUUAAGAAAGUCUAUGAGGUGUCACUAGGAUGCAGUGAUGAAUUUUUUGCAGGGGAGGAUGAAGCCAUCAAUUUCUUUAGCUCCAGAUCCUAUGUCACCUUCCCAGAGUGGAAGGUCCAACGGGAUGGGCUGUUGGAAUUUGCUUUGCAGACUGGAACUCAACAAGCCUUGCUUUUAUUUCAGUCAGGUAGGGAAGGAGAUUUUGUUGCUUUGGAAAUAGUUAAAGGUUUUUUGAAGGCUCAUGUAGGAAGGAAUAGGAGUGAUACUCAGCUCUCUUCUUUUAGCUUAGUUAGUGACAACCAGUGGCAUGAUAUUCAACUCAGAUUCACUGAAAGAUACCUGGGCCUGAUGGUGGAUGAACAAAGAGUAAGGACAAACCUGCCUUUGCAGAGCAAACUGUUUGUAUCUGCAGGCCCCCUCUUCGUGGGAGGUCUUGAUAGACACAAGGGAGAAGAAGUUAAGAGGUUAGGACUUGCCUCUGUGCCUGGGAAAUCUGCUGGAGGAAUCUCUUUUAAAGGGUGCUUAAGAGGCUUGGAAGCCAACUCAGAAAAGAGAGCAUUAAAGGAUGCCUUUGUUUCCAAAGAUAUAUCUGCUGGGUGUAAAAUGAAGGGCAGUGAUGAUGAAAACCCUUCUGCAACAACCAUGGAGAAGCUGCUGCUGGCAGAAGUUCCCCUUUCCACUGCCGACUCUGAGGUGGGCAAGCCUAGUCUUCAAGAUGUGAGUAGCUAUUUCUUGGUCCUGAAUAACUUGGAGGUCCAAGAAGGUGGGCAAGCCUUAUUGGAACAAAGGCAUAUGAAGAUGGAUAUGGAGCUGAAGGAUUUGGGUAUCCAUCAGUCUCAGAUACUCUUUAAAAUAAAGGAGAUGCCUGUUUAUGGGUUCCUUCGAUUAGAUGUUUCCCCCGAGCAAGGACCGGAGAAAGUUUUCACUCUGUUGAAUUUGGAGCAAGGGAACGUUUGGUAUGUCCAUGACGGUUCAGAAGAACCUAGGGAUUAUUUCACAUUUUCAGUCUCUUCCAACAGCAAGAGGGAAGUGCCACUGUAUCUGCAAGGACAUGUUUCUUAUGUGUUUAACAUUGUUGUCAUUCCAGUAAAUGAUCCCCCAAACCUUAAGCUCCCUGAAGGAAACUUGCUUCUCGUGUUUGAGAAUUCUAAGAAACGACUGACUCCAAAUAUCAUACAUGUUUCAGACCCAGACACAGAUUCCUUGAGUCUUAGUGUCUCAGCGCUUGGCAACUUCAAUUCAGAUGCUGGGUUUUUAGAAAACAUCAAUGAUCCCGGGAGAGCCAUUAAUGGUUUCUCAUAUGGGGAUUUAAGAGAUGGCAACAUUUUCUAUGUGCACAGGGGCCAUGCAAACUCCCGGAUCCUUCUGAGAGCAAAUGAUGGAGAGCUGGUUAGCAGUACGGUGGUGUUGCGGGUCAUGGCUAUUCCUUGGGACUUGGCAGUGGCCAAUCGGACAGGUGUGGCUGUACAGCAGGGUGGUUCGGUUCUGAUUACGCAGAGCAACUUGUCAGUGGAGGUUAAUGGUGAACGCCCUGAGGUGGACACCCGUUUUGUUAUCACUUAUCCACCUCGCUUUGGCCAAAUUCAGCAGCAAGGGCCAGGUGGCGAGUGGAAACAAAUCAGUACCUUUUCUCAGCAUUCUGUUGAUCGGAGUCAGAUCCGGUACUGUACUACAUUCAAAGAUUUGCAACUAGAAAAUGUUACGGAUCACUUUAAAUUUAAAGUUGACAUAGAAGGAAAAAGCAGCGAAGAGCUGGUGUUUCCUAUUACGAUACAGUGGCUAAAGUUUACCCUUCUGAAAAAUGUUGCCCUUGAGAUCAGUAAAAUAAACAGGCACGUAUUGAAUUCUGAUCACUUACAGGCCGUGACAGAGGGGGUGGAAGUAGCUGAGAGCAAACUGCAUUUUAAGUUACUGACCCCACCUAAGAAAGGAAAAUUGCUACUUGGCACAGAAGUUCUACAGACAAACUCAGUCUUCAGCCAACAAAACAUUACAGAUGGUAAGAUAAGUUAUGAACCACAGGAGAGGCCCAGGGAACAUUCACAAGAUAGUUUCAGGUUCUUGAUGGUUGCAAAACACAUAGAAUCAAAAGAUUAUACUUUCAGAAUCAAUUUUAAAGCAGAUAGGAGGCACAUUAUUGUAACGAACAGAGGAUUGCUUGUAAAAGAAGGAGAAGGGAAAUUAAUCACAAAGUCGGAAUUAUUUGCUCAAACCUUGGACAAUCGGACUUUCCAAUAUACAGUCACCAAGAGUCCACAACAUGGGAAGCUGAAACUGAUUCGCUCUUCAGAUUCUCCAGGAAAUCAGGACAACAUUACUGCCUUCACGGAUCAAGACAUCCUGGGUGAGCGGCUGAUAUAUGAGCACGAUGACUCUGAGACCCAGAGUGAUGAAUUCCUCCUCGUGGCCUCAACCGCAGGACCAGACCAAGAGGGAGCGUUCAGGGAUCUUGACAUGGAGCAUCUGUCUACAGAAAUCAAAGUCACCAUUUCUGUGGAGUUAAAGAAUGACGAGAAACCAGUGCGCAUGGUGGAUAAGGUCUUUCAGGUUGUGCGGAACGGCCAGCGCUUGUUGACCCUCUCAGAUCUCUGCUACCAUGACCCUGACUCAGAUUUUGACGAUGGGCAGUUGCUCUACAUCCGGCGGGGCAUCCCGAACGGGGACUUGGUGCAAGCCAGUGACCCAACUCAGAAACUCUACCAGUUCAGGCAAGAGGACCUGCGGGAAGGACGCGUGCUCUUCAGGCACCGGGGCGCAGACUCGGCCCGCUUUGUGUUGUUCGUGACCGAUGGUGUCCACUACACAUCAUCCCUCCUUGAGGUCAGCGUGUCAGACCCCUAUGUCCGUGUAGUCAACAACACAGGGCUGCUCGUACAGAGAGGAAAAGACAGCAGCCUCACGACAGCCAACCUCAGUGUCACCACAAACCAAGAUGUCAGAACAGACCACGAGAUCGAAUUCCAUAUUGUGCAGCCCCCAAAGCACGGCAGAGUGCUGGUCAGCAGCUCAGCGCCUGGCUCAUUUUCCAUGCAUGACUUGAAGCAAGGGCGUGUGAUUUACAGGCAUGACGGCAGUGGCAGCUUCGAUAUGUUCAACCUAACAGUGCGAGUUAAAGAUAUACAUUUAUAUGUGGGAGUCUACGUGCAGGUGGACUCAGAAAGCCACCAACAUCACACGCGAAUUCUGCACAGCAAGACUCUUGUGGUUGAAGAAGGAAAACCAGUAAAACUGAGCAGAGGAAGGUUUCAGGCUGUGCACGAACACCCUGUUCCUUCAGAGGCAGUGAUCAUUGUUAGAACUCCGCCAGUGCAUGGAUACCUUCGAAGGUCUUUACCGGAGGAGGGUAGCGUGGGUACAGAGGAGAAGUUCCCUUUGAUGUUUACGCAGCAGGAUGUUGAUGAUGGUUACAUCCAUUAUGUACAGACAAUGCCUGACCAACAACAGGACCGUUUUAUACUGGAUGUUAUGAGUGGCUUCCAAGCUGUGAGCAGACUUGAAAUCCUGGUGGAUAUUGUCCCUAAACAUAUUCCUCUGGCAGUACAAAAUUUCACAGUCCAGGAAGGUGGCUCCAAGGCACUUCCAGAAGACUAUUUCAGAAUUCCAGGCAAGCAUUUUGAGGGACUUGACUGUGAAUUUGUUCUACUCAAACCACCAAAACAUGGUUAUGUUGAAAAUUCUCAUUUUCCAAGAGUAAAGCUGAUGAAAUUUACCAGGAAACAGGUAGAAAAUGAAUUGAUUUCCUAUGUGCAUGAUGGUAGCGAAGCACUUCUUGACAGUUUCAUCAUCUUUGCAAAUAGCUCAGAGCUUGGAAAACAGAGUUUGCCCCAAACUCUUUUUGUGACCGUUGAAUCAGUAAACGAUGAGGCUCCAGUAAUAACAGCCAAUAAAAUCCUCCAGGUGUGGGUGAAUUCUGUCACUGAGAUUACCCGUGAUGAACUCUGUGCAGUGGAUGGGGACUCCUCCCCACAGGACCUGGCCUACUUGGUCUCUCCACCCAGCAAUGGACAUUUGGCUCUCAAGUCCAUUCCUGGCCGUAGCAUUCAGAACUUCACCCAGGCUCAGAUCAACGAGGGCCAGCUCGUGUUUGUACACACUGGAGCAAUGUCAGGAGGUUUUAAUUUCCAGGUUACUGAUGGUUUGAACUUUGCACCACGACAAAUUUUUAGCAUCACAGCUCUAGCUCUGAUCAUUAGCUUGGAAGUAAACAGAGGACUGAGCAUCUUCCCAGGUUCUGUGAAGCCCCUUUCAUCUCGUGACCUGCUAGCUGUGACCAAUGAUGUGGACAGUGCAGGCAACAGAACUAUAACCUUUACCGUCAUACGUUCCCCUAGACUCGGGAGGCUGCUAUGUGUCAAUUCUGACAACAGCGCGGAGGAUGUUUCCGUGUUUACGCAGAAUCUGGUGAGUGAACAGCUGAUAUUGUACCAGCAUAUGGACUGGGAAAACACAGGCUGGACUGCGGAAGACUCUUUCACGUUCACAGUGUCCUCCCCACCAGCAGCUCUAGGCCCUGAGGAGUUUCAUAUAACUAUUUCGUAUGAAAUUAACGAACCUGGUCGGCAGAGUCAUCUGCUUGCAAAUACAGGAGCUGUUGUCAAGGAGGGAGACAAAGUUCUCAUUGACCAAUCUAAGUUAGAUGCGUCCAAUCUCUUACUUAAAUUGCCCAAAUCUCAGCGUUCUUCAUACGAAAUUUGGUUCCAAGUUACGUCUCUUCCUCACCAUGGAACUCUUAUGGUUGGAGAGAGAAAUAUUACCAAGAGAAAACCCAAUUUCUCUCAAUAUAUAAUUAAUACAUUUGGAGUCACAUACCUUCACGAUGACUCUGAAUCACUGGCUGAUAACUUUACCUUUGCCAUUUGGCCCAAUGAAAGGAGCAAGUCCACCAUGAAGCCAGAGGCUGACUUUCAUGAAGAGAUGUUUAACAUCACCAUCACUCCUAUAAAUGACCAAGCACCAGAAUUAAAGACAAAAGGGCUUCGACUGCAAGUUCUGCAGGGCAGUAGGUUGGUUUUAGGACCUGAAAACCUAAAAGUGAAAGAUCUAGACAGUCCUCCAGAAGAGAUCAGGUAUGUGGUCAUCCGUGAUUCUAAUAAUGGCUUUUUGGCAAUGGCGCACCAUCCACAUAUACGUGUUCACCACUUCACACAAGCCGACAUUGAUAACUCUCAGGUGUGGUUCAUACAAGAUGGAAGCCCAUCCUCUGGAGCGUUUUACUUCAGUGUCACCGAUGGCCAACACCGCCCGCUCUAUAAGCUCUUCCACCUGGAUGUCAUCCCCGUCUCCGUCACCCUCGUGAACCUCACUGACCUUCUUCUUCCACAAGGCCAGACACAUGUCACCAUCACUGGCGCUCACCUGUCAGCAGUGACCAAUGGGAGGAGCCCCCACAUCACUUACGAGGUUAUGUGGCCCCUCCAGCAUGGGCAUCUGCUCAUUGAAGACCAGGAGGUCGUCAGUUUUGGACAGGAAGAUCUGAAUUUAGGAAAGCUCUCUUACCACAUGACAAACCUCACUGCCUCAGAGGACCAGCUACAGUUCUCACUGUUUACCUCAGAAAGCAACCUGACAGGACAAACACUGUGCAUCAGAGUGCAGCCGUUACUGCGGGUUACGUCAGACCUGACAGUUGCCAACAGAGUGGCCCAUCAGCUGACAAGAAAGGACCUUGAUGCUACUGAGCUUGCUAACAGGACUAACAGUGAUCCUAAAUUUGAAGUGACAGAACCCCCUGUCCACAGCAGACUUAUACGAAGAGCAGGAUGGGACACUGCCUUGGAAGAUGCUACUCUGUUCACUCAGAGGGAUAUUGACCAAGGACUGCUGAUUCUCGAGCCGCAUGCCAAUCUAACGGGCCCCAACAGCCUCAGUGACUCCUUCACGUUUCUGCUCAGGGCAGACCACGUCCAACCAGCAACAGGGUGUCUCCCCUUCACCAUAGUGCCACCUGACCCCUUUCUUUCGCAGACUUUUACCCCCAAUGUGUCCUUCUUAGUCACUGAUAACCUUGUGACUAUCGGUCUCUCUCAGGAAAAGCCUGUGGUUUCCUCAGAACCCACAACACAGACAGGAACUCUGGGGAAGCUGACCCAGACCAGAUGGCCGCAAGCAGCUCCCUGGGGACGACACAGUGGUGAAGAGCCCACUCUGGAUGUCACGGCUUCUCCCACCAGAGUCAUUUGGUCACCAGAUGCCACCAGAGCCAGCCCUGGGGCCCCCACCCAGACCAGGGAGAGCAGUCACCCUCUGAUGGUCAUCAUGCCCCUGACAGUGGUGCUCUUCCUGCUAAUAGUAACCGUGGUGGCCUCGUGGGUCUGGCUGCUGGGCCGGAAGGCAGAGAAGGCAACACCUCUUAUUAAGCCCCAGAUCAACCUAGAGCCCACAACCGCAGGUCCUAGGCCAGAGAGGAGCACAACGGUUCCCACCGUCACAGUGACGCCUCUCCCAAGAAGCUCUGGCAGGGCUCCAGUCAGUCUUUUCAGGGCCCCACUGUGUGAACGCGUGGAGAAGUCUCCAGCUUCCGAGCCAGCAGAAAGAUGUGCUCCAUGGGAGACAUGGAUGAAUUUGGAUCCUGACAUGGUCAAGCUCUGCAGACAAACCAACCCAGCACUGAAGCACAAGCAGUACUGGGUGUAGACUCAGGGCACUCGUUCCUCACUGACCACCUGCUGUGUGCCAGGUCCUGGGAUACCAAGGCAGAGAAAUGCUGGUUGGAUCAACCGAGAAAAGCCUGGCUCUGCCACCCCUUGGUGCUCAGUUUCAGCUCCAUGGUUAGAUGCUGGCAGGUGCUUACUGUAACUUUUGUGCAACACUCACCUUACGGGGCGUCCACAAGUUUUGUGUGCCUUCUUCUAGACCCAGUGCUCUGAGUGUGCUUAAGAUUUUGUCACUGUUUACAUGACAGAACAUGCUGACCUGACUGCAGAUUAACACAGGAGCUGUAGUUAGUGGAGGAAGGCUUUGAAUGUUUUUCCUUGAAGAUUCACUCUCUGAGUGAGUCAGUGAGGAAGUGAAGGAACUGUGUCAGCAAAUAGAAGAGGGAAUUGAUCGUAUCUGUGAGUUUGUUUCUGGUGUUUUUCUGUAAUGACUUUUCCUCCUUGGAGUCUCCAGCUUUGAUUUCCUAAUGCAGGAAAUGCCUUGGUGCUCUAGAUAGUGGGACAGUCUGGCCCCUUUUGAAGGUAUUCAUUGAACACAUUGUGUUUAAUCAAGAGGCCUUGUCUAUUCUGAUUUGUAACAUCAAACCUGUUGUACAAACAUUAUUUGAAGCCCUAAGGGAUAGGUUUAAUGCUUUUGUGAUGCCUCAAUUUGGCUUAACUUUACAAUGAAUUGAAAUAAUGGCAAAUUUGUAUUUGACUUGCCUAGUCGCGCCUACAAUUGGCCAACCCAGCUUCAGUUUCCACAGCUAUAAAAUGGAUACAUCAAUACUUCUAUUAGUUAGAAAUGCUUUGGGUAGCAAAUCAUCAGACAUCUGCUAUGCGUGGGAUUUAGGUUGGGGACUGGUGAACUUGUUCUGUGCAGGGCCAUAUUGUAAAAAUAUUUUGGUUUUGUGGAUCACAUAUGGGUGUUGAUUUUUAUUUUUUAACAACCUUUUAAAACUGUAAGAACAAUUCUUAGUUCCUGGAUGUGACCCACAGACUGUAGUGUGCCAGUUGUUGGUUUAGCUAAGCAAUAAAAAUUUUGAAUUAUUUCAACUAACAAGCAGCCCAAGGUGGAUAUUCCAAGGCCAGUUCAACAGUUCAAAGAUAUCAUCGAGGACUGAAGCUCUUUUGUUCUUUCUACUUUACCUUCCUCUAGCUAUUGGCAUUUCAGCCUUUUGUUUAGUUCCUUGUGACUGUGAGAUAGCUGCUGAAGCUCCAAGUAAUAUAGCCCCACUCAAAGGCAAAAAUCCUAGUGGGUGAAAAGGAGAGAUGGCUGAAAGACUUUUUCUAGAGAGGAUCUUAUUUAUUGUUAUUUAUUGAUAUUUUUUAAAAAUCUUGAGGCCUUCCCAAGCAUUUCCCCCACUUUUAUCUCUUAUUGUCUAGAACCGAGCUACAUGUUUCCCAUCCCUUGACCAACCACUGGCAAAGGGAAAGGGGAUUUGCAUGAUUGGCAUCUCUUCCGGAGCUGGGACAGGAUUCUGCCAGCUCAGAGAUCAGUGAAUCCAGGAGUCCUCUGGUAGUCUAGUGGUAAGGAUUCAGUACAUUCACUGCAAUGACCCUAGUUCAGUCCCUGGUUGGGGUAACUGAGAUUCCACAAGCCAUUCAGCAGGGCCGAAAAAAUUUUAAGAAAAAAUCAAUGAAUCAGCCCACCAUGUAAUUACAGAGGGCUGGGAAAUGGCCAUAAGACAGGCAAUGAAUAAAAUCUACUAAAAAAGUUUUCAAGUAUUGAAAUACUUGGGAAAUGAAGAUUUUGAGUUUUCAAAUUGGUAUCUAAUAUCUCCUUUUCAUAUUUUAAUGAUUUUCUUAAAGCCAGUGUUUCUAGGGUGGGGGGAGGGAAUUUCUUCCUAAGAGACAUUUGGCAAUAUCAGGAAACAUUUUUGGAUUUUACAGCUGGUGCUGAUGGCAUCUAGCGAGCAUAGGCCAAGGAUGCUGCUAAAUAUCCAAUGUUGUACAAGAAUUUUCUGGCCUCAAAAGUCAGUAAUGCCAAGUUGAGAACCCUGGUUAAAGUCAUAAAUGUGGAGUUUUCCUUUAUAUCCAGUGAAGGAUUAAUAGAUCCAUUACCAAGUCUAGGCAAAAACUGUAUUCUAAAAAUGGAAUGGAAGGGUAAAAAUUCCAUAGUGUGUUUGAAAUUGUGAUAGGCUAAUGGCAAACAUGAACAUUUUUAAAGAGAAUAUUAAAAACCAAACAAAACUUGACCAGACUCAUUUCUUUAUAAUCUUUUGUCUAAGGAAAAAAGUUUCCUUGUACUAACAGGUGGAACACAUCAGGAGAAAAAGAGAGAAAAGGGGGGAGGGGGGAGGAUAUUUACAAAGGUAAAGAUGAGGUCAGAGUGUCCCCAAAAGUCUGAUGCCCCUAAAGUGUUCCAUAUAGAAAAGGCUUUUUCCUUACCUUCUCCCUUUUCUGCUCUUCUAGGUUGCUUUUCUCUCCCAACCCAAUUUUAACUGUUCUUGUGGAAGCAGAUUUCACAAACUACAGAAUAAAUGGAAGUAUAGCAUAUGUAUGGGCUUCCCUUGUAGCUCAGUUGGUGAAGAAUCUGCCUGCAAUGCAGGAGACCUGGGUUCGAUUCCUGGGUUGGGAAGAUUCCCUGGAGAAGGAAAUGGCAACCCACUCCAGUAUUCUUGCCUGGAGAAUCCCAUGGACAGAGGAGCCUGGCUGGCUACAGUCCAUGGGGUCUCAAGAGUCGGACACAACUUAGCAACUAAACCACCACCACCAUAGCAUAUGUAGGUCUAGAGACAACUACCCUGUCUUAGAUCCUUAGAUGUAUGCCACAGACAGCUUUUGCCACCAUCCCUGGCCAUGGACAGCUGCUGCUGAACUAGACUUCUCUUUGUUGUUGUUGUUCAGACACUAAGUCAUGUCCACCUCUUUGUGACCCCAUGUACUGCAGCACACCAGGCUCCUCUUUCCUCCCCUGUCUCCCAGAGUUUGCUCAUGUUCAUGUCCACUGAGUCAGAGAUGCUAUCUAAUCAUUUCAUCCUCUAGUAGAUUUCUCUGCUCUUCUCCCAAAAGUGAUUCUCUCCUGCAGUUUCUGGAUUCCUGAAUUUUAUAUAGACCUCCCAAGUGUUUUUUGUACUUGAUCCCUUUAGAAAAAAGGAGGAAUGAGAGUUGUAAUCCAAGGUUGGUUUGAUCACUGUACAACAUAGGACUGUUCUUAGCUCUGUUCUAAGUAGUCAGACACUCAGCAGGAGCAGAAUGGCAGUGUGUGCUUGAGUUUGUACAUAGAAAGAGAAGGCCAAGGAGCAUCUUUGCAUACAGUAAGUGAGCCUUUGCUCUCCUUUGACUGGGAAGGAGAAUACCUGUUCUUUGUGGAAGAGCUGGACAUACUUGGCUCUAUGACUAUGUUGGCCUCUUCCUUGCUUCAGCCAUAAAGUCUCUGGAGCUAGGACUACCAGCCAAACCAAACAAAAAAGCCUGAUUUCCCUCCUCUUUUUCCUGUUAACUCUGCAACUCCAAACAAACUUGGUGUCCAUUUUGGAAUAAGACACACACAACUGCUUUAAAAUGAUAAUUCACAUUGUUUGUGAGUGUGCCUGCUAGAAUAAGAACAUCUGUGUGAGAUCCAGAUGUCAAGACUCAGUCAUAAAUCAAGUAAUUCAAAUAGAGCUUGGAAAGAUUUCUUCCAGAGGAUCUGGAGUAUUCUACCGAUUUGCGUAUGGGUUCAAUUAAAAGGAAACAAUGCCUAUCAUUUGGUGCUGGCUCAAAUAAAACAUGAAA